CAGUAACUAGAAAAAUGUAUUUAAGUUUGGAAUUAAGGGAGCGGUAAGAUCAAACAAAGUAUUCGAUAAGUGGGUAACUAAAAGCCUCUUUAUCGCAUUCUUAAACCUUUCGCAUGUCUCACUUAGGGCUCUCUUUAGUAAGGUCACACUUAACUAAGAAUACGUGGAAUCCGGAAUCUCCGCCUUCGUUUUUUUGACUGAGUUACCUGUCGAGUCAAGCAAACGUUUUAAUCGAUUAUAAAAAUAUAACAAAGCAUCCUUUUGACACUGUCUUACUUUCGUUUUGUAACAUAAACAAAAGCAGACGACAAAAAUGGAGAAAUCAAGCAACAGUAAGCGGCCGCGAAAACCGAAUUUCUCGCUCUCAGAGCUUGAAAUUUUAGUAGAAGAAGUAAGUAAAAACAGGGAUGUAUUAAUGGGGAAGUUUACAGACAGUAUUACAAACGAAAAAAAGAAGAGAAUCUGGACAUUGAUAGCAACAAAGAUCAACGCCUCAUCCCAGGCAUGCAGGUCCAUGGAUGACGUAAAGAAGAAGUGGCAAGAUUGGUCAAGUAGCGUAAAGGGAAAGGCCAGUAAAUAUGAAAAAGAGAGAAACAGAACAGGCAGUGGACAAAUGACGGAACCGGCACUGACACCACUAGAAGAGAAAGUCUUGGCCGUGCUUGGAGUGACAGCUGUAGAAGGGAUAGCAACUGAAAUGGCAGAUACUUUUAUUGAAAGGUCAGUAGAAACAGAUGUAGAGAGGGUUGAAUCUACCGAAUCACAAGACGUCAAUGUUUCUGCUAUUAGUACUGAAGACGCUCAAAUAGAAAUCGAACGAAUUUGGGAUAGAUCAAUAAAUGCAGUGAUAGAACGAAACAACGAUGUGCCAAGUGUGUCAAAUUCGCCCUCCUCCACACCAAGCACUAGUCAGAGUACGCAACCAGUUUCAUCAUGUGGCAGCAAAAAGCGAAAACUAACACGUGACUUUACUGAUGAUGAGUCAAAGAUAUAUGCAUUGGAAAAGGAAAAGAUUAAUAUUGAAAAACAAAGAUUAGAAAUAGAAAAGGAACGACUAAAGAUAGAAAAAUCAAGGCAACAAUGUGAACAACAAAUCCUAAAUGUCUUACAACGAUAUCUUGGUGCAAACUAUGACGAACAGCAGUUCCAAACAGAUGAUGAGGAUGUUCCAUUCACAUUUACAUGUCUUUAAGUCCAGAGAAAAAUGUUCUCAAUAUGUUUAUGGAGAAAACCUGAUGGAUCACUGGUUAAAUAAGAAACCUAUGCAAGGAGAAAAAGAUUUGGCAGUGUUCUUAGUAGAUGCUGACAGCCCGUGCACUACACGAAUGGUGACACCAUUAUCCAGUUUUUCAUCACCUGGUUCAUUGAACUCAGUUUUUGGUAGCAGUCUUGUGUCGUUAGGUUCUCGGGAGAUUCAAGUAUCGCCCCAUUGUACUUUAUUGUUUGAAGAAUUCCAUCAUAAAGUUAUGUUUCUGUUAUCUCAAGCAGCAUUUGAUCCAGAACAGAUUUCUGAUGACGUUUUGUUUUUGUAAUAUCUUCAUUAGACUGAUGACUGAGUUGAUCUGAUUAUGCACAAGUGCAUAAAGAAAUACAAGAAAUACUCAACAAUUGUAACCCUUCUAGUCAAGUUUAUUUUGGACAUUUAUGUUCUGUUAACAUUGUUUGCUCAGGAAUCAAUUAAUAGACAAUGUACCUUUUAUGUAAUGUAUAUUGUUCCAAGGACAAUCACUAGUUUUUCAUU
Molecule: messenger RNA, 1741 nt
Organism: Pecten maximus
Lineage: Eukaryota; Metazoa; Mollusca; Bivalvia; Pectinida; Pectinidae
Product: myb/SANT-like DNA-binding domain-containing protein 4
Exons: 2
Coding region: 314-1192 (292 amino acids)
Cellular component (GO): nucleus
Source: RefSeq, a predicted model, not a curated record